AUGGACCCAUGGAAGCAGAUUGAACAGCGCUUGGGGGCCCGAGACACCCUAGAAAAAGAGCAUGCUGAACACUACAAGGCAUUUUCUCAGCUUGCACGGCUACUACGACCCAAUUGGGACAAAGAGAGAGAGUCUGUGGUUCUGGAGAACGAAACGCUUGUGGAGCGGUUGAACAAGCAAACACUACGACUCGAGAGCUCUGAGGGGAAGAACGACGAGCUAGCUAGACAAAUACGAUCACUUCAAGCGGAAAAGAGCAAGUUGGAGCAGAAAAUCGUGGCUUUGGGCGAAGAAGUUGCUGAGAAGAACAGGGCCGUGGAGAUCCUCAAUGACGAGCAUCUAGUGCACCAGAUUCAGCAUAACGUGUUGAAGGAUGAGAUAGCCAAGCUCAAGGAGGAGAAUACACAGCUUGUGCUGCGGUGGAUGGCCCGGGUGGCCCAGGAUGCUGAUUCCAUGAACUUGCAGAAUGAAAGUGGAUGA
This is a messenger RNA of Candidozyma pseudohaemuli, 480 nucleotides long. RefSeq lists its product as uncharacterized. The coding region runs from base 1 to 480 and encodes 159 amino acids. The record is from RefSeq and is a predicted model, not a curated record. The transcript has a single exon. Lineage: Eukaryota; Fungi; Ascomycota; Pichiomycetes; Serinales; Metschnikowiaceae.